Musa acuminata AAA Group (dessert banana) is the source of this 2364-nucleotide messenger RNA. Its product is annotated as pentatricopeptide repeat-containing protein At1g05670, mitochondrial. Gene Ontology annotation, molecular function: protein binding. Lineage: Eukaryota; Viridiplantae; Streptophyta; Magnoliopsida; Zingiberales; Musaceae. The record is from RefSeq and is a predicted model, not a curated record. The transcript has 2 exons. Bases 34 to 2166 code for a protein of 710 amino acids.
GAUUUUAUUUUCUAGGGUAUCUCCUCUUCGACCAUGCGAUCCUUCCUACUCUCCCGCCUCCGACGAAACCCUCGCUUCUUUCUCUCUCCGAGAGCCUCCAUCUCGACUCCUCAAUCCCCUUCUCCUCCCCCUCCUCUAUCUUCGCCAUCAAUUCGAACCCUCCAUGGUCUCCCUCCGAACCCCCAAAGCGUCAUUCCUGCCCAACCAAGCUCCUCGCGCGUCGUCCAAUUAUUCUCUCCGGAGGAAACCCACACCGACGGCUGCGACGACGAGGACGGCCCCAUGAACGAGUUCCUCUCCCGUUUCGUUUGGAUCAUCCGCCCCAAGCUUGCCGACGCCUACCCGGCCCUCCCAAAAGACACCCUCGAGGCCAUGCUUCUCGUCGUCUGCCAGAAAGUUGUCGCCUUGAUGGAGCCCGGCGCUAGCGUCGACGAUCCUCCCGUGGAUCUCAGCGAGGACUUGUGGAAAACCGUCGUCGAGGUGAGCAACUCGGUGUACGAGGCGAUGCGGAGGGACCGGAUGAGGGAGGAGCUCAAGAAGUACCUCCACUGGGAUGAGGUCAAGGAGAUGUGCCGAUUCGCAGGGGACAUCGGCAUCCAGGGACCGAUGCUUCGGGAGCUUCGGUUCAAAUGGGCGAGAGAAAAGUUGGAGGACGUCGAGUUUUACCGGAAACUGGAUCAGAUGCGGGAGCAGGCCCAGAACCAAGAGCGACAAAAAGUAUUGUCUUUGAGCUCUGGGACUGAUGCAGGGAGUGUGUCUUUGGCGGAGGAGAAAGUUGGGGGGUCAAAGGUGGCAGCUUUGCCACAGAGGAAGGGGAAGAUCAAAUACAAGAUCUAUGGGCUGGAUUUGUCGGAUCCCAAAUGGGCGGAGGUGGCAGAGAAGGUGGAGGAGGCUGAGAAGCAUUUUGUGCCUGAGGAGCUGCAGCCUGUUGAGGGGAAGUGUAAGAAGGUUGAUGAGAGGUUCCUUUCUUUGAAGGCUAAAAGGGAUGACCCAGCACCAUUGCUGGCAGAAUGGAAGGAGCUCCUCCAGCCAAAGAGGAUUGACUGGCUUGCAUUGCUUGACAGAAUCAAGCAGAGAAAUGUGGAUUUGUACUUAAAGGUUGCUGAACUCCUCUUGUCUGAGGAAUCUUUCGAGACAAAUAUUCGUGACUACUCAAAGCUAAUUGAUGCACACUCCAAGGCAGAUCACAUGGAAGAUGCUGAGAGAAUUCUUGAGGUGAUGACCGGAAGGGGCAUCAUGCCAGAUAUUCUAACUUUUCUUAUAUUAGUUCAUAUGUAUAGCAAGGCAGGAGAUCUUGAUCGUGCUAAAGAUGCCUUUGAGAGCUUGAGGAAGGAAGGUUUCCAACCGGACCUGAAGGUGUACAAUUCAAUGAUUACAGCUUAUGUGAAGGCUGGCCUUCCAAAACAAGGGGAGAUGCUGGUGAGGGAAAUGGAGUCGAGAGAUAUUAAACCCACAAAGGAAAUAUACAUGGAGCUGCUGAGAGCAUUUACAAAGCUUGGGCAAGUUGAUGGAGCACAGAGAAUUAUGAACACCAUGCAGUUUGCAGGAAUCCAGCCAACCUUGGAGUCAUUUACCUUGCUCGUGGAGGCCUAUGGGCAGUCAGGCGAUCCUGACCAGGCUCGGGGUCACUUUGAUCACAUGAUUAGAUCUGGCCAUAAGCCAGAUGACCGAUGCACUGCUAGCAUGAUGGCAGCCUAUGUGAAGAAGAACCUCUUGGACAAGGCCUUGGACCUGCUGCUAACUCUUGAGAAGGAUGGUUUCCAACCGGGGAUAGCAACAUACAGUAUUCUGGUGGAUUGGUUGGGCAGGUUACAGCUAGUGGAUGAGGCAGAAGGGCUGUUGAACAAACUAGCAGAGAAGGGCGAAGCUCCAUUUGAGAUUCAUGUUAGCCUCUGCGACAUGUACUCGAGGGCACACCGGCUGGAGAAGGCUCGCAAGUCUCUUAAGAUUCUAGAGGCCAGGAGCAAAUUGUUGCGUGCUGAUCAGCUCGAGAGGAUCAUAAGCGGUCUCCUGGCAGGUGGACUCUUGGAAGAUGCAAAGAGGAUAUAUGAUUGCAUGCAAUCGCAGGGCUUGGCUCCAUCAGAGCCCAUCAGGGUUGCACUCCUGGCAGCUCAAUCGAUCCGUCGUCAGAAAUCUCCGACAAGGAGAGGUGGCAAGUCGCGGUAGACGUUAAUCUAACCUGACAUGAGGUUAAUUUGUAUCAGUUGUGGUUGCAUGCGGAUCAUCGGUUUCUAGGUCUUCGAUAUGGAUGUCUGGAUGUUUCUAAGUAGCAACUUUUUAUAGCCUUAGGGCUAUUUGUUUUAAUGAUGGUAAACAUUUGCCUAAAAUGCAUGAAUAAUGAAUUCAUUGGCCGAAUCCUCUCGA